AUGACUAACACAUUUGCCUGCUGGUUCCUGUCACCCACCUAUUGCAGCUCUGCCGACUUGUCUCUGGUGAGAGAGUAUCGGUGCCCCGAGUUAUCAGAGGGCUCUGUGUGUGUGUGGGUCUGUGCGUUACUUGUCAGAAUGGCUGGUCCGUGCGCCAAGAAUUCGUACUUUGAUCAGCUAACGAGCGCCUGCGAACUCUGCGAACUUCGCUGCUCAAACCUCCAGUCACAACCUGCGGCUUGCAAGGGUUUCACCUGCAACAGUGCAGCUGUAUCGUCGACACCAACGCUGGGUGACGAAACAGCUAAAAUCUUCUGGAUUAUCAUUGCGUUACUUCCAUUGUUAAGUGUAACAGUGCUUCUAUUAAUUGUUGUGAUACAAAAACUGCAUCAACAAAAAGAAAGUGCGGCCUUUAAAUCUACAGAGAUCACAGUGGAUAGAAAUAUCAUUGUCGCAAGUAUCGUGGAAAAUGGCUUGGCUGAAGAGGUGACCGAUGACGUGCAGGAAUAUCCCACAGAAAGGAUUCGACAAUCGGAAAAGUUUCUCCAGAGUAAUGCCACCAAUUGCACAUCUCCAGAAAAUCAAAUGAAGGACUUUAUACAUUCUACUCAAAGCAGUGGUGGCUAUGAUGCUACUUUUCCUUUACCGGCUACUGAAGAAGGAUCCACAGUCCUCGUCACAACCAAAACCAUGGAAUGGUGUGGCUAUCAAAAGGUUUAGCCAUUCCAGCAAUUAAACCAUUUUUUUUUGUCUGGAAAAUUGAAUUUGAU
Molecule: messenger RNA, 770 nt
Organism: Callorhinchus milii (elephant shark)
Lineage: Eukaryota; Metazoa; Chordata; Chondrichthyes; Chimaeriformes; Callorhinchidae
Product: tumor necrosis factor receptor superfamily member 17
Exons: 3
Coding region: 1-720 (239 amino acids)
Biological process (GO): tumor necrosis factor-mediated signaling pathway
Molecular function (GO): signaling receptor activity
Source: RefSeq, a predicted model, not a curated record